This is a messenger RNA of Cryptococcus deneoformans JEC21, 1405 nucleotides long. Its product is annotated as pre-mRNA splicing factor, putative. Gene Ontology annotation, cellular component: U4/U6 x U5 tri-snRNP complex; U5 snRNP; spliceosomal complex. The coding region runs from base 99 to 527 and encodes 142 amino acids. The record is from RefSeq and is a predicted model, not a curated record. Lineage: Eukaryota; Fungi; Basidiomycota; Tremellomycetes; Tremellales; Cryptococcaceae. The transcript has 7 exons. Gene Ontology annotation, biological process: mRNA splicing, via spliceosome.
GCCCUUACACGCGAAAAUCAUCAGCAAUAACAAACGAUUAUUGUUUAUUUACCUAUUAUUGAACCUAUUACCGACAAGUACCCUCAAGCUAGCCCGCCAUGUCUUAUUUUAUGACCCAUCUUCACUCUGGCUGGCAUGUCGACCAAGCCAUCCUCGUCGAAGAAGAUCGUGUCGUCUGUAUCCGUUUCGGCCAUGACCAUGAUGAAGAAUGUAUGGCUAUGGACGAGACACUCUAUGGAGUCUCUGAAAAGGUCCAAAAUUUUGCCGUUCUCUAUUUGGUCGACAUCACGGAAGUUCCUGAUUUCAACAAGAUGUACGAAUUGUACGAUAAUUGUACACUCAUGUUCUUCUACCGAAAUAAACAUAUCAUGAUCGACUUGGGAACGGGUAACAACAAUAAGAUCAACUGGGCUAUAACGGACAAACAAGAACUCAUUGAUAUUAUCGAGACUGUCUACCGGGGGGCGUCCAAAGGUCGAGGUCUCGUCGUUUCUCCAAAAGAUUAUUCUACCCGACACAAGUAUUAAUAAUCACCCAAUUCAAGUUGUACAUCAUAUCUAUAAUAUGCAUUUAUCAUACGGCCAUAGAAAAGAAAAGGGAAUCGCAACAAGCGCAACGAGCGGAAAUCUAUUCAGCCUAGGAGAACAAGAUGACCAACGUACUUUCAUUAGUCCACCGAAAAAGAUUCAUGUCAGGAAACACAGAGCUAUAGGCCAGUUCUGGCAUACCAGCGAGGUCCAUAGUUUGAUGAUUUUGGACAAGACGAAAAGGACAAUCUUGCAUGGUUGGUUGUAACCAAAAACAUUUACCGUGACACCUACGUAACAACGGGAGAUGAAGGUCCGCUUUGUGUCGAUUAUGACAGCCUACCCCCAUCUCAGCCAGAAAUGAAACAUCGCUAUUACCUCGCGAAAAACGGACGAAAGUCAAAUUGCACUCAUCCAUAGCCUGAUAUCUGUCCGAAGAAGACGACUGUCACGUGAAUGGAGCUAUAUGCCACAGGAUUCAAAACAAGCAUGGAUGUUUAUAUUUGGAUCUAUCUAUAUACAAUAAACGAGAGAGGAUUACUAACAAUUUACAGCGUGGGAGGCGGCACAUCUGUUUGCGCAUGUGGAACUUCUCCUUCAUCUCUUCCCAUCCUCCUCGUUUGUCUGACCUUUCCAGUCGUCCUUUCCCUUUCCCUCUCCUCGUCCCCGUCAGAUUUCCCAUGUCCUCCGCCAAACCAGCUAGACGAAAACUUGGAAGUCUUCGGUUUCGGCAUGAAGUCGGUCGUAUUCGGCAUGAGAAGAAUAUGAUAUGAACGCGUAGCUGUGGGAGAGGUGAGGAGCCAGUCCUCGAGAAGGGCCAAGUUGCGGAGAUUGGACUUGAACAGGUUAUCGAGAAAGUCACCGAUCAGAGGUACAAU